AUGUGGCGGGAGGGCACGUGCUUCCCUUAUGGUGGAGCGCCGGGCAACACCGCAUGUUCUGCCACAUCCACAUUCAAUAAGGGAAAACGCCUUUGCUAUUGCUUGACUUCGCUGAUCCAGAUCGAACAAGAUGAGCCGGAGGGGUUUCAACUUGUGCAAGUUUCUGACGAUAGCUCGAGCAUGGAUGCGGCGGUCUUCUCCAAGGUCAUCCAAAUGAAUGGCCCCAGCUUGGACAUUUAUCGCUUUGGUGGAUGUGUUUCCAGUGUGAUUGGUCCGGCCACUGACCGGGUGUAUUGGGGCGCAGUGAACCCGGAUCCUUUCAACCCAACAGUUCGUUGGAGGGAGCUGGAUCCUUCCCCAGUUCCUUUCGCAGGACACACUGUGACAAUGACAGCGGGGACCAUCGAUCGCCAGAGGUUCUUGGUGCUGGGUGGCGUGAACUCCUGCGACGAUUCUGCUACCUACAUGAGCUUUCUGUGGAUAUGGAGUAUUGGGAAAGAUGGAAAUGAUGGAACAUGGGAUAAAUUGCCUCCCAUUCCAGAUCCUUGCGGGCUUGCGUUUCACUCAGCGAACUCUUUCAGUGGCCGGAUGAUGGUCUUUGGUGGUCGUCGUGGUACAUCUGGGUCAGGGUGCGAUUCCAACAAAAGAGUUUCGAGCACUCUUUGGCUCUUCGACAUUUAUGAGAAUACCUGGACGGAGAGGGCAACAACCGGCGAUGCAUACGGCGUGUGGGGCCAUGCGAGCGAAUAUUACUGGGAUAGUCGGCAAUGGGAAGGACUUUUCCUCCAUGGCGGGCGCCUGCAAGACGGAUCCAUCGAUAAGAAGUUGCGGUGGAUCUCAGCCUCGGCCGGCAGCCGCGAUCCGGUGGACUUUCAGACGAUUUCAGACACGGGGCCACAGCGGAUGUUUCACACGUUGCUGACUUUUCGGGACGACGGCGGUGAUCCUCCCGAUUUUGUUGAGCGCUUGAAGGUGAUGGGAGGGGUGCGUUCAACAGGACCUGAUUGGCGGAUUCCUGAGUUUGCCUACGAUGAGACCUGGACCAUUGGCCCCGAAGGUCACAGAAGUUCGGAGUGGAAUUGGGAUCAGAGUAACUUCAGCUAUCCCGAUGCAAACGGUGUGUGGGGACAAGCAGGCUUGGACUGGGGCAGUAGCAGCAUAUUGCAACUUGGAGGUUGCCGUGGAACCACUUGUGACCUCACCAACGACCUCUAUUUGUACAAGAACGCAGGUCAAACCGCUCCAGUCUUUUUGUGGCUGCUGGGUGUCGUGCUUUUGAUGUACGCAGACCAAGCUUGCUGA
Durusdinium trenchii is the source of this 1302-nucleotide messenger RNA. The record is from the annotation of a GenBank genome assembly. NCBI's taxonomy places the organism in Eukaryota, Dinophyceae, Suessiales, Symbiodiniaceae.